AUGGUUAAAGGCAGGUAUGGACUUGUGAGAAAGCCGCGAAUGACCCGUGACGACCGUUUUGAGGCUAACGCCGGUAUCGUCCGGAGUUUGGUCAAGGGCAUUGCAGAGUUCAGUCCCAAGGCUUUCGUGCUCAUCGUCUCUAACCUUGUCAACUCUACUGUUGCUGGUGUAUUCGACCCCAAGCGUCUUUUCGGUGUUACCACUUUGGAUGUUGUACGUGCCGAGACCUUCGUCCAGGAGUAUACCAGGCCUGCUUUCGAGAUCCCUGCUGACAAAUACGAUGCUCUCGUGAACAGUGUCCAAUUUAGUGGUGGUGAGGUUGUCAAAGCUAAGGACGGUGCUGCCUCAGCUACCUUUUCUAUGGCCUAUGCUGGCUUCAGAUUCGUCGAGAGCGUGAUCAAGGCCCUGAACCAGCGAUAUGGGGUUAGCCAAUAA
Messenger RNA from Talaromyces stipitatus ATCC 10500, 435 nucleotides. RefSeq names its product malate dehydrogenase, putative. Gene Ontology annotation, molecular function: L-malate dehydrogenase (NAD+) activity. Gene Ontology annotation, cellular component: cytoplasm. The record is from RefSeq and is a predicted model, not a curated record. Lineage: Eukaryota; Fungi; Ascomycota; Eurotiomycetes; Eurotiales; Trichocomaceae. The transcript has 6 exons. Gene Ontology annotation, biological process: malate metabolic process. Bases 1 to 435 code for a protein of 144 amino acids.